Conger conger (European conger) is the source of this 1356-nucleotide messenger RNA. Its product is annotated as 5-hydroxytryptamine receptor 2A-like. Bases 1 to 1356 code for a protein of 451 amino acids. Gene Ontology annotation, molecular function: neurotransmitter receptor activity; G protein-coupled serotonin receptor activity. The transcript has 3 exons. Gene Ontology annotation, biological process: G protein-coupled receptor signaling pathway, coupled to cyclic nucleotide second messenger; chemical synaptic transmission. NCBI's taxonomy places the organism in Eukaryota, Metazoa, Chordata, Actinopteri, Anguilliformes, Congridae. Gene Ontology annotation, cellular component: plasma membrane; dendrite. The record is from RefSeq and is a predicted model, not a curated record.
AUGAACUUAUGCACAAACAUCUCCUGGACUGGGCCCCCAGGGGUUCUGGGUAAUGUAGGUGGGAACGUUUCACUGGGAUGUAACAACAGCAGUGGUGGGCUGCCAAAGUACGGGGUGUCCCACAAUGAUGGGCUAUGUGGGUGCUCCAGCACCACAGUGACAGAGAAGAACUGGGCAGCGCUGCUCAUCCUGGGGGUAAUUGCACUCACUGUUGCCGGCAACAUCCUGGUCAUCAUGGCAGUAUCCCUGGAGAAGAAGCUGCAGAACGCCACCAAUUACUUCCUGAUGUCACUGGCUGUGGCUGACAUGUUACUGGGCCUGCUGGUCAUGCCUGUAUCCAUGGUGACUAUCCUGUAUGGAUACAGCUGGCCACUGCCUCCAACUCUCUGCCCCAUCUGGAUCUACCUGGAUGUUCUUUUCUCCACGGCUUCCAUCAUGCACCUGUGUGCCAUCUCCCUGGACCGCUACAUCGCCAUCCGCAACCCAAUCCACCACAGUCGCUUCAACUCCCGGACUAAGGCUUUCCUCAAGAUCAUGGCAGUCUGGACCAUCUCUGUAGGCAUAUCCAUGCCAAUCCCAGUUUUUGGCUUGCAGGAUGACUCCAAGGUCUUCAAGGAGGACAGCUGCUUCCUGACGGACGACAGCUUUGUGCUGGUGGGAUCUCUGGUGGCCUUCUUCGUCCCCCUCACCAUCAUGGUGGUGACAUAUUUCCUGACCAUCAGUGCAUUGCAGACGGAGGCCACAAUGUGUCUGGAUCAGCUUGUACCUAGGCCCCGCUGGGCAGCGCCCCUGAGCUUCCUGCCCCAAGGUUCGUUGUCUUCUGAGAAGCUGUUCUUCUGGCGUUCGUUGAGCGGGCGGGAGGAGGCAGCCCCAGCCUUCGGCCGCAGGACCAUGCAAUCCAUCAGCAAUGAGCAGAAGGCCUCCAAGGUACUGGGUGUGGUGUUCUUCCUCUUUGUGAUCAUGUGGUGCCCUUUCUUCAUCACCAACGUGCUGGCAGUAGUGUGCAAGGGCACCUGUGACGCAGAGGUCAUGGGGGGCCUACUCAACAUCUUUGUGUGGGUGGGCUACCUGUCCUCGGCUGUCAACCCGCUGGUUUACACCCUCUUCAACAAGACCUACCGCUCUGCGUUUUCCCGCUACAUUCGCUGCCACUACAGGGAGGAAAGGAAGUCACUGCAGCUGAUCCUAGUAAACACCAUACCCCCGCUGGCCUACACUUCUACCCAGCUGCCCCUGGGCCACAUCACCCCCCUCAGAAAUGGGGAUCCCUCCCCAAAGGUUUUAGGGUCAAAUAGGCCUAGGUCCCCGAGACCUCCAAAAGACCAGAGGAAGGAUGAAAAUGUCAGUAGCGUUUGA